AUGGUACCCGCAGGUUCGGAUGAAGGUCGUGGCAUCGCCACAACGACAAGGGGUGGCUUCAUCCUCGUCUCCACGUAUGCAUGGGCGAUCGUAACAGCAGGCGUGCUGGUCGCGCGGUUCUGGCAGAGUCGUAGCCAAAAGGUCGAAGCCGGUCUUGACGACGUAGCAAUCGUUGCGGCGACUAUUGUGUAUCUAGGCGCGACUGUUGGUUGGCAAUACGCCAUCCACGGUGGUUUAGGAAAGGACGUGAAAGAUCUCAGUGACGAGAACAUCUCUUUGUUCUUCAAGGUUGACCGCUCCGUCGCCAAUUGCUCUUCAAUACUAAUCAGCGAUCAUAGGCAUCCUACAUUGCCGGGAUACUCGUAA
Molecule: messenger RNA, 366 nt
Organism: Alternaria arborescens
Lineage: Eukaryota; Fungi; Ascomycota; Dothideomycetes; Pleosporales; Pleosporaceae
Exons: 2
Coding region: 1-366 (121 amino acids)
Source: RefSeq, a predicted model, not a curated record